Molecule: messenger RNA, 3529 nt
Organism: Dinoponera quadriceps
Lineage: Eukaryota; Metazoa; Arthropoda; Insecta; Hymenoptera; Formicidae
Gene: MKP-4
Product: dual specificity protein phosphatase 12-like
Exons: 3
Coding region: 1404-2603 (399 amino acids)
Biological process (GO): protein dephosphorylation
Cellular component (GO): nucleus
Molecular function (GO): protein tyrosine/serine/threonine phosphatase activity
Source: RefSeq, a predicted model, not a curated record
AUGAGUUCUUACGUGGAACUACGGCAUCGUAAGAAAGCAGCUGUUUCUGUUAGACUUAUUAUCUGACAAUCGACAUUGAAGGAAUAAAUACCUAGUAAUAAUGUUGCUGCAUUAAAUUUAUUGCACACAGCUUACAACAUUUAUGACCGCAAAACGCAGUAGUGAGUUUGUCAUCGACGUUAUCUCUUCCGUGUCUUUCUAUAUGAUAUUCGUGAUUCUGUACAGUGCGCUUUGGAUUAACAUUGGAACAGUAUGUCCAAUUUUUAUCGUACACCUUUAUUGCCAUAAAAAUAUAUCUGAUAUUUAAACUUUUAUACGAGAGAAGUUCCAAAAAUAAUGUUUCGUGCGAUCAUGUUGCUUCACGAAUUACCCGAAUUGCAUCCUCUUCUAUCCUACCCGGGCAUUGUGUUAAGAAAUAAAAAGAAAGUCCCUUUUUUCACUCACAUUUUCACAUAUACUAUUUUUUAAUUAAAUAAAUAGCAUAUUUUUGUUAUUUUUUAAAAAGUGUAUUUUAUCCUUGCAACUUCCCUCGUAUACGACAAUUUUUUCCGAAUCUCACAACGCGAAACAGCGUAGAACGUAGACUAGAUUGUUGACAUGUUAAAGAUAAAAUGCUUAAUGGAGCAACUACAGUGCAUCUACGAUGAACUGAGAGAUGAGAAUGAAAUUGCUAUUUUGAAACGGUAUGGACUCAACACGAAAAAUUAUACAUUUAAAUUGACAAGUAAGUAAUAAACACAAUUUUAUCUUCAGUAGUUCAUCAUACGUAUGUACAAUGAACUAUACGAUCUAUUUAAAGCCAAAUAACGAGUACGUGUGCAUGCCAAUAUAGGUAGAUAUUUGCUUAUCACUUGUAUUGAUUUUUAAAGUAUUCCUUAGUAGUUGGUACAUUCUUCGUCGGCUCAAUUAUAAUGUCGUCAUCAUCUCAUAUCUUCAAUACCCUAUUAUGCCGAAGUGAAUAUUCAUUAUAUAAGUGGCAUUUCGAGACUGAAUACUUUAUUGAUCCUGAUGAUAUAGAUAGAUAUUUCUAUUUGAUCUUGCUACAUGUCAGCGCAGCUAUGUGUGUGGGAAUGAUUGUAAUGAUAGGGAGCGGCACAACAAUCAUUGGAUAUCUUCAACAUGCCUGCGGCAUGUUUAAAAUCGCCAGGUGAGGAAAUAAAGACUGAAAAGACGUCUCACCUAAAAAUAUUGGACUAUGAAUGUAAUUUGCUUCACUUUAUCCAGUUUCUAAUUUUAAUCUUGAGUUUAAUCUUUAGUUUAAUAUAUUUAAUUUAAUUUAAUUUUCGUGCGUUCGCUUUAAAUUUCGUUGUCGUCUGUUUUUCAUUAUUCUUUUCAAGCCAAUUCACGGGGGACAAUGUGAUCGGAACCAAGAAAUUAAUUGCAGCUACCGCAUCGAUCGGGCUAUGAAAAUCAGUUUCCCAGUAAAAGAUCCUCUAAAACAGAGCAAUUUGAUUGCCAAGGAAUUGGUUAAUGGCAUUGAUAUGCAUCGUACAGCUUUAAGGAUAUCAAACAUGACGGCGCAGAACGACACGGAUAAGCUGACGAGGGAGGACUUUGACGCUGGUCCUUGCAGCUUCGAUGAAAUCGAGCCUGGCCUCUUUUUGGGCAAUCUCACAGCUGCCGCAGACAUUGAUUGGCUGAAGGAGGUCGCGAUAACUCACAUACUAACAGUGGACUCAUGUCCAUUGCCAAGAAAGAUCCAGGAUCACCUGCCUAACUUGAUCACCAAGUACAUCCAGGUGACAGACAUGCCGCGCGAGGACCUGCUCACACACUUCGAGGACUCGUACGAGUUCAUCGACCGCGCCCUGGAGUCGAACGGCCGGGUGUUGGUGCAUUGUUACUUCGGCAUGUCGAGGUCCGCCACCGUUGUGAUUGCUUACGCGAUGAAGAAGCGGGAGAGCAGCUUCGCGGACGCGUUCCACGCGGUGAAGGCGAAGCGGCGCUUCGUCGCACCGAAUCCCGGCUUCGUGGCGCAGCUGCGCCUCUACGAGGACAUGGGCUUCGGCGUCGACAACAGCAACGUGCAGUUCAAGAUGUACCGGCUGCAGAUCGCGGCCGACAAGGUGCGCAAGGCGCGUAUCUUACCGCAGAGCUGCAUCGACCUGGUGAAGCCGGACCCGGCGCUUACGACGGUGCGCCCCGAGCCGACGGUCUACCGUUGCAAGAAAUGCCGUCGCAUCGUCGCCAGCGCCAGCAACAUCCUGCCGCACGCACCGCGCGAGAAGCAGAUCUGGCGGCACAUCAGCAGCAGCGGGGCGAAGGACGCCGCCGAGGGGUGCGACAAGCUGCUUCAGAAGAGGGAGGAACCGCGCGUCGAACUCUGCGACAAGAUCUACUUCGUCGAGCCGCUCGCCUGGAUGCCCGACAUCACCCACGCGGUGGAGGGCAAGCUCAACUGUCCCAAGUGCAACACGAAGCUCGGCUCCUACAGCUGGAUCGCCGGCAGCCAGUGCCCCUGCGGCAGCAAGAUCGCGCCAGCCUUCUACCUGGUGCCCUCCAAGGUCGAUUGGAGCAACGUCGUGCAGAACGUGCAAGGCCCUGAAUAUCCCAACCAAGACGACACGAACCGCCGAGAGAGACAUCGUGAAGACGUUCUUUAACCGAUACCCGAUAGACGCCCAAUGAAGCUCUCAGACAUCUCGCACGCGUCUUUCCGCUGCAUUCUUCGGAACGGUUCUGUCGCUUUGGCACGUCCACCGUAUUGUAUUUAAUGUUACGAUUUAAGAUUAUAUGAUCUGAGAUGAUGCAUGCUCAAACCUCAACGGACAUCAUAAACCUUAACUCUUACCGCAACUCGCACCAUGAAGUCUGUAUGGUCUUCUUCGCGAAGAAAAGACCCAGGUAGCAGGAUGACAUCAGAUGACGUAUUAAUAACGUCUCAAUGACAUCUCUAACGUCCAUAAUAUGUCUUUAAGAUACGUCGUUAAGACGUCUUCAGACGUCAUCCUGCUAUUUGGAGAAGAGAUCGAUAAAAAUUCAAGUACUUAUGAGGGAUAUUUUAUCAUAUCAUAUCUUGUAUGUAAGGCUUUUUUAAAUUUUAACAAUAAUUUAAGCAAUACGUGCACUGCGUAAUAUUCGAGAUACCUCAUAGUACCCGCUGAGGAUUGAGAACGUCUCAAAAUUUGCGAGAGAGAGAGAGAGAGAGAGAGAGAGAGAGAGAGAGAGAGAGAGAGGCGAUUGCGACCAAUGUGUACGCAAGCUGACUAUAUUCUAAUCCUGUGCCAAUAUUUCGAUAUGUGUACAUAUAUCUAUAUACAAGUAUUUGUUACGUAUAUCUGUACGUUGUACUUUUCUUAUUACAUAUAUCGCGAGAGAGAUGAGAAGACAUCCUCGUGAACGUUUUCCGACACUUCGGUGUUUUUAUAAUAUAUAUAUUGCACGGUACUAUCUUUUCAUCUAUUACCGUCUAUAAUCUAUACAUACUACAUGUAUACCUGUUUGUAUGUGUGUAAGGCCGCAACUUCGUAGAAUAACGUUUUCUCUGUAUUAACUGCGUUAACUUAAUUAAUAACGAUGUUCGGAUAUA